AUGGACUUCAUGAUGGAACGACCUCAUCUUCAUCGUGCUAAGGUUCCUCAAUGCGCCUUUGGCCUGAAGGAUGUCAUCAGUGGCAAGCCUCACCAGAAGUACACGGCCUUCGAUGUCAAUGAUGAGGACAUGUGUGAGGCACUACUGGUGAAUGCGGUGUGCAACCAUAUCCCUGAGGAGCACCAGCCGAUUGAGGGCAACGUCUACUGUGAGGGCAGAUGGCAAAGAAGAUCGGCAUUGGCAUCCAAGUGGCCCGAGCACAUCCUUCAAGCAGCUGAGAAGGCGUGGGAAAAAUGUGAUGUGCAGGCACCACGCAAGCUCACUGAGUCUAGGGAGCCGGGCAAGUCCCACUACGUCAUGCCGGUGGAACCUUUCCCUACGCCCGAGGGCGAGCUUAGGAAACAGCUGGAGAAGGCCGAUUGGCGCGGGGGGCAAUAUGACUAUGACUAUGUGUUCUUUGAAGGACUAGCAGGUCAAGGGCCUCACAAAAUUCGGCAGGCCCUAGCACAUUUGCAUGUGGUGCUGGGCCAUCCAUCACAGGAGAGACUUGUGCGGAUGCUCCUUGUCAGUGGCACUAGCCCGAAGAUCAUUGAGAUGGUGAAGGGACUACGUUGUCAAAUCUGCCAAGCAGUGCGACCUCCUGGAGCAGAGCCAAAGGUGCCGGCGCAUCGACCUACGAGGUUUGGGGAAAAGGUGUUGGCCGAUUCCUUCUUCAUCUGGGACUCGAAGGGUGAACGCUUCAAUGUCACUCAUUUGAUUGACGGCCUGACCGAGUUCCACACUGGCAAUGUGAGCAAACAGGUGGGCGCUGAGAUCACGGCUGAUCUGCUGCAAAACAAGUGGUGCGGCAUUCUGGGAGCGCUUGAAGUUCUUCAAACAGAUGGAGGAAAAGAGUUUGAAGAUGUGGUGCACCGCCUUUCACGUCGUGCCGCCUGGAGCAAAAUGGAGACAGGGGCAAGUGGAGCGAUGAUCAAGUUGAUGAUGAUGAGAGUCAUCCUCACCCAUCAGAUUGAGGGCCUUGAAGAUAUGAAGUUGGUGGCGAUCAGCUGCUUCAAUGCCAAGAAUCGCCUGUGCAACCGCAUGGGAUUGUCACCUUUGCAGGCGGUGACAGGACGCAACACAGCUGUCCCUACCUCCAUUUUGGAGCAAUUGUGCAGCGGACAGGUGAAGUGCACAAUCAAUGAUGAGUUGCAGGUGAACGAAGCACUUCGACGGGCAGAACGAACUAGAGCUGCAGCAGUGGACAGCUUCAAUUGGGUGGACUCUUCUGAGGCUUUGAGAAAGGCAUUGAAUUGCAGGUCACGGCCGCCCAAACUUGAGAACCUCCAAGAAGGCAUGACGGUGUAUGUGCACGAGCCCCCACCAUCCCGACGUGGCCAACAUCGCCGCCUACAAGAUCACUCGAGCUGGGAUGGACCUGGUUUGGUGGUGUGCGUGGAGAAGCAAGACGGAGCUCCACGGCGAGUGUGGGUGCGACUUCGUGCCAAGGUGAGAAGCUUUCCUCUGGAGAAGAUUCGUCUGGCCACUCCAGAUGAGAUGCUGGGCUCCCAAUACGUCAUACAGGCUAUGAACGAGGUGAUGGGGGAAAUCAAGGAUGGAAAACUUCCUUGGAGGAGAAUCGCUGUGAGGCAACCUUGCGACCAGCACCUCCAGCAUCAGCAGGAGCUCAGCGACGUGGGAGCAACAUGGAUUGAGACUUCAUGUUGGACGAUCAAGAGGCAGCCCUACGUGCACGUCAAGUGCGACGAUUGGAGAUCCAGAAUGACUUGCCAGAUUCUGUGA
Molecule: messenger RNA, 1782 nt
Organism: Cladocopium goreaui
Lineage: Eukaryota; Dinophyceae; Suessiales; Symbiodiniaceae
Source: the annotation of a GenBank genome assembly